This is a messenger RNA of Durotheca rogersii, 1682 nucleotides long. RefSeq names its product FMN-linked oxidoreductase. Gene Ontology annotation, molecular function: FMN binding; NADPH dehydrogenase activity. Bases 326 to 1438 code for a protein of 370 amino acids. NCBI's taxonomy places the organism in Eukaryota, Fungi, Ascomycota, Sordariomycetes, Xylariales, Xylariaceae. The record is from RefSeq and is a predicted model, not a curated record. The transcript has a single exon.
CAAGUCACCAAUCGCCUAACGCGGCCACGUUUUACCUACUGAUCUGGGUCCAUUCUUAGUACAAUUGUCUUGGCCUUUUUUUCUAUCUCGGUCCAUGGCGAGGCGACCGGACGGGGGGCCGAGACGUCGGUCCGACAUACCCCCACGGGGACAUAUAUAUAGCGCUAAGAAGGUAGUUCUAGCGAAGAAAACGAGAUAGGUAGAUUAUGUUCACGACUACCCACGAGCGACUUUCAACAUCCACAUAGACACCUAGGAUAUAUUUAUACUCCCGAAGCCUCUCUGAAGCUAUUUGCCCCUCGUCCGUACGUCGCGAAUAGGAACGAUGGCCUCGUCGUCACGCCUCUUUCAACCGCUCAAAGUGGGCAGGGUCACCCUCCAGCACCGCCUGGCGAUGGCUCCGAUGACACGCUUCCGAGCUGAUGCCAACCACGUCCCCCUCCCCUCCGUGAAGGAGUACUACGAACAGCGCGGCGCUGUACCGGGGUCCCUUCUUAUCACGGAAGGGACCUUCAUCACCAAACGGGCCGGCGGCUACAACUUCGCCCCCGGAAUCUGGUCGCAGGAGCAGAUUGCGGCGUGGAAAGAGGUCACGGACGCCGUCCACGCCAAGGGCUCCUUCAUCUAUGUACAACUGUGGGCCCUGGGCCGCACCGCCGAUCCGGAGGUCACCAAGGCCGACGGCGUCGAGUUACACUCCGCGAGCGCGAUCCCGUACGCCGAGGGCAAGCCGAUCCCGAAACCGCUGACGAUUGACGAGAUCCAAUCCUACGUGGCCGACUACGCGCAGGCGGCGCGCAACGCAAUCGAGGCCGGCUUUGAUGGCGUCGAGGUCCACGGCGCCAACGGCUACCUCCCCGACCAGUUCCUGCAGGACACGUCCAACCAGCGAGAGGACCGGUACGGCGGCAGCAUCGAGAACCGCGCGCGCUUCCCGCUCGAGGUGGUGAGCGCGGUCGUGUCGGCCAUCGGCGCGGACCGGACGGCGAUCCGGCUGUCGCCGUGGUCUACGUUCCAGGGCAUGCGCAUGGAAGACCCGAUCCCGCAGUUCACGUACCUGAUCCGGGAGCUGCGGAAGCUGAAGCUGGCGUACCUGCACGUGACGCAGGCGUACAGCCCGGACGACAGCCCACUGGAAGGGCCGGCCGAGAAGGCGACGUUCGCGGUCGAGGCGUGGGACAGCGAGGCGCCGGUGAUCAUCGCGGGCGGGCUGCAGCCCGACAGCGCGCGCGCCCUCGUCGACGACGAGCAGAAGCACCGCAACGUGAUCGCGGGCUUCGGCCGCUCGUGGAUCUCGACGCCGGACCUGCCGUUCCGCCUCAAGCACGGGAUCCCGUUCGCGCCGCACGACUACACCAAAUUCUAUAGCGCGGGCGCACCCGAGGGCUACAUCGAUUACCCGUUCAGCGAGCAGUUCGCCAAGACCCUGAAGCUGUAGGGAGGGAGGGGAGCCGCGGCGGCGGAUUAGCACGACAGGAUGCGCCGACUCGUGAUAGAGCAAAGCGGCGGCUUCUACCCACACACUCCGUCGUCCGACAGCCGUGUUGCGACUGGUCGUAAGUGGCUGCAUGGUGGAGCAGGCAUAGGGCGACGCCACGGCGGGGGAGGAGGAAGAGGGGUAACACGCGUUACCGCGAAGCCGUUUCUUGGGCGUCUAAGAUUGCAUAGGCGCACGCGAAGGG